CAUGGCGGACUUUCGCCUCCAUAGUGUACUACACUCUGUUCCAUUCAUUUACGUUGUACAAGACGGACCACCUUAACUCUAGACUCCUUGUUAGCAACAGUGCGUACAGCAGCCAGCGAAGAAGAAAAAGGCGGAAGUUACCAUUAGGUCGGUGUCGUGAAGCAGAAAGUUAGUGUAAAUUCAGUGUCUAAAAAAAUGUGUAAAGUCCAAAUGUUGAGAGCGUUGAUGGAGCAGCGACUAAAUGCUGCUGUUGAAGAUAUAUUUAGACUGAUUGAGAGAACUAUAGCUGAGUAUGAGGAGGAACUUUCUAGAACAAAAGAGGAAAAAGAGCGACAACGCGAACAGCUGGACGCUGCUUUGAAAGACAAUGUUGGGUUACACAGAGCAGACAUCCAGCAGGUGUUGGUGGAGAGUAAAGAAGAGGUUCCCUCUGAGCAGCAGGAGUGGAGCUCCAGUCUGGGGCAGAAGCAGCCAGAGCCACCCCGCAUUAAAGAGGAAGAGGAACAGUUUAAAGGGUUGAAGGAGGUUGACAUCACCACAUUUCCUUUGACUGGUGUCCUUGUAAAGGGUGAAGGCAGUGAGGCUCAGUCCUCAGAGCGUCAUUACGGUCAAGGUGAGGACAACAGAGGGACGGAAGCUCCAACUCCAUCCAUGACAGCAGAAGCUGAUGGAGAGCAUUGUGAAGGAUCACAAGCAGACAGCAACUUGGCUCCAGUGUCAGAUAUGAACGACAUGAUGUCACACUCUUCUGAGACAGAUGACAAAGACUCGAAAGGUGAAAUGAGACCUCAUGUUGACAGCAAACACUUUAACUGCUCUGAAUGUGAGCGGACAUUUAAUCGUAAGGAAAGUCUGAAAAGACACAUGGCAAUGCACACUGGAGAGAGACCUUUUACUUGUUCAGUUUGUGCAAGAAGCUUUUCUUUGAGGCAAUAUUUGGAAAGACACACAAUGAUUCACAAGGGGGAAACUCCCUUUUCAUGUUCAGUUUGCCCUAAAAGAUUCCGUGAUAAGUUCAAAUUGAUGGUUCACAUGAGAAAACACACUGGAGAGAAAUAUUUCACCUUCAGCAGCUCAACUCAACAUGUGACCACCGAAGGUAAUGGAGAGCACUGUAGAGAAUCACAUGCAGACGGAAGCUUUGCUCCACUGUCAGUCAACGACAUGAUGUCACACUCUUCUGAAACCGAUCACAGCGACGAGGAGCUACAACCUUUACAGAGUAACAAGGACUCAAAAGGUGAUAUGAGACACCACACUGACGACAAACUCCUAAACUGUUCUCAGUGCGCGAAAACAUUUGACAAAAGGUGGAAAUGGAAAAGACACAUGAAAUGUCACACAGCAAAGAAACCUUUCAGUUGCUCAAUAUGUGCCAAAGGAUUCAUUCAGAAGUCAGACAUGACCAUACACAUGGCGGUACACACAGGAGAGAAACCUUUUACUUGUGUCAUUUGCGCUAAAAGCUUCGCGGCAAAGAAAUACAUGGCAAUACACAUGAGGACGCACACUGGGGAAAGACCUUAUGCAUGCUCAGUUUGUGCCAAACGGUUCACUACGAAGCCACAAAUGGACAGACACAUGAUGAGAAUACAUCCUUUCAGCUGCACCAUGUGUAAGAAAUAAUGACAACAGGGGUGUCCCGUUACAACUUUUUCACUUCUGAUAUGAUACCGAUAUUGCAGCCAUCAUCCAAUACCAAUAUUGAGCCGAUAUUAAGGCAUAUCAUACAAACUAUUUGUUUUGUAGUGUGGAAUGUUGCAAAACAAUAGACAGCAACAGUAGGUAUGAGGAAAACUUUCCCAUUUACUUAUUUAUGCAUGUGGGGUAUAGUUGUAUCCACAAUGUAGUGGCAGCAAGGCAUAAUAUCGCGAGGUUCGAGGUGCUCAAUAAAGCGUUUAAACCCAACAUUACUCACCACAGACAGGAGCUCGCUCUUUUCUGUUAUAGGUAAUGACUUAAUGAAAUUUCCCUUGUGUUGCCGCUUUACAUGUGCAGCGGUUGGUCGUUAUGAAACUUCCCCAGUUCAGUGCCACACCUGGAAGCUUGUGCAUGGCAAGUUUUGCACUCCGCUGCAACGUCUUUUUACUUCACACAACUGACAUCACUCCUGCUCCUUGCUACUUUGUUAACACUUUGUCAACCACUGUUAUUGUGAUCCCAUGGGCUCUAUCCGUCGACUGCUUGUAUUGCAGUGCCAAUAUUGGAGAUUUGAGAUGCACGCCAAUAUAAUCCGAUAUUGUUUUUUUUUGUUUGUUUUUUGCUAACAUUGGCUCUAUAUCAAUAUCAUAUCAGGACAUCCGUAAUGACAACACAAGAAGAACGCUGACAAACCCGAGUAGAAUCCCGACAGGCUUCAUGACUCUGAAGUAGCGAUGGGUGGAUCAGUACUGAAGUGGUGCUGACUCACAGUGAGAAGGUUCUGGGUUUGAUUGCCUUUUCCCUAAAGUCAGCUUGACCGGUGUACAUUUUUUAGUGUUGUUAUUUCUCUCUGAACAUAUUUGUUUUGAAAAUAAUCAGGUCAUAACAGUGGGGAGGAGCGGAACCUUUCAAGGAAACUGCACUUUAAAAAAAAUAUAUGCCCAUCAUCCACAAUCCUUAUGUAAGACAUGAACACACACAGACGAGCGGUAAUGAGCUGUCUCUUUUUAUCUGUUUUUGUAUCUUUAGAACGCACAGAAGAGAGAAAGACAGAUGUGUUCAUGUCUCACAUUAGGAUUGUGCAUGGUGGGCAAAAUUCCUCCCAAAAAGUGCAGCUUUCCUUUAAGCAGCAGAAAAAAAAUUGAGAAGAAAAUGAAUGAGUCAGACCUAAAAGGUAAUACAGGUGGUCCUUGUUACAACCUCCUAUGUUACGAUGUUUUGUGGUUCAGAACCCACUCCCAUACAUUAAUAUUGUACAAAAACAGAAAGAGAACUAGUUAUGUGUGAACGAAUAGUCAUGCUCGCUAAAAUGAGGAAGAAAGUCACAUUUGUUCUUUUCAACUUUAACCUCCAUUAUGUCUCCUAAGUCUCUCUUCUGGUAGCAGCGCGUAAAAGAAAAGGAAAGUGAAAUUAAACAUGGUAAAACGCAAAACAUGCUCCAGUCCAAGCCACUUAAACGCUGCAACCAUCAUCUUUGAACAUCUGACAGAAAUAACUAAGCAGCUUAAUGGUCUCAUUACUGAGACUUCCUCCUUCCAAUAAGCUUGUCUCUCCGUGCCUUGCAACGCCCCUUUGUAGUGUGCAAGACAACCACAUGGAUAAAGGUAAGGAGUUCUGUCUUUUCUAUUCAUUUAUUUCACCUGUCCUGUUUGGCAGCUUAAUCGUGCAGUAUGGGUGGACUGUAGACGCAUGCUGACACAUUUGAGGAGACAUCCUUUGAUGUGUUCACUGUACUAAAACUAAAAAUGAUGCAGUGAUACACAUGGUGUGUGAUGAAUGAGUCACUGUGUGGUUUUAUUUAAAAAAAAUUAAAACAUAUUAUGUGCCCGCAGCAUGGAUGGUGACGUUUGUUUUUGUGGAAUGUAAAUAAAAACAUGUUUCACUUGUGUAAUGUUAAAACUGUAUAGUGCACCCUUAAUA
Molecule: messenger RNA, 3561 nt
Organism: Dunckerocampus dactyliophorus (ringed pipefish)
Lineage: Eukaryota; Metazoa; Chordata; Actinopteri; Syngnathiformes; Syngnathidae
Product: gastrula zinc finger protein XlCGF57.1-like
Exons: 2
Coding region: 196-1626 (476 amino acids)
Biological process (GO): regulation of transcription by RNA polymerase II
Molecular function (GO): DNA-binding transcription factor activity; RNA polymerase II cis-regulatory region sequence-specific DNA binding
Source: RefSeq, a predicted model, not a curated record